GGACGGAAGGAACGAGCAUCAAGCAAAUCAGGCAGCUGGCGACGGCUGCGGUUGGUUGGGUGGCUGACAAUGAAGCGUAUUCGCUUACGUAUAAUACAAUCGGCUUACCUAGUCAGCCACCUACCAGAUAAUGUAAGUUGGCUGAUUUACCUAGGUAACAUGACUAUAGGUAGCAGGUAUGGACGGGAACAUGGUGGUUUGUGAUUCGGGUUGUUCUGCCCAGUCCUGAUGGUCCAUCUCGACAAGCGCGCAGUGGUCUCUCGAAAGAUUAGAUUUAAGUCGGCAUCUGUACGGCUGCAACACGACUUGGUCCGGAAGAGGUGUGUGUGUGUGUGUCCCCGAGAUUGUCGUUGGAAUGCGGACAAUGUUUUUUCAAGUCUAUUUUUAAUUUUAUUUUUUACUGAUUUCUAGGAAUGAGACGAAAGACCCGGUACCUGCAGCUGUCAUGCCGAGGGUCCGUUCACCGACGUCACGACCUACCGUGAGGACGCAUCAACACAUUGCCUCAGCCGUCUGUUGGUAUUUUGUCUGUCAAGAACUCGUAUCUGCAAAGGCGAGCACAC
Molecule: messenger RNA, 563 nt
Organism: Colletotrichum navitas
Lineage: Eukaryota; Fungi; Ascomycota; Sordariomycetes; Glomerellales; Glomerellaceae
Exons: 2
Coding region: 229-411 (60 amino acids)
Source: RefSeq, a predicted model, not a curated record